This is a messenger RNA of Mus musculus (house mouse), 6822 nucleotides long. RefSeq names its product glia maturation factor, beta (gene Gmfb). Gene Ontology annotation, biological process: actin filament debranching. Gene Ontology annotation, molecular function: Arp2/3 complex binding; actin binding. The coding region runs from base 2890 to 3219 and encodes 109 amino acids. The transcript has 8 exons. The record is from RefSeq and is a predicted model, not a curated record. Lineage: Eukaryota; Metazoa; Chordata; Mammalia; Rodentia; Muridae.
GGCGGCGAAGGGAGGCACCGCGGGGUUGGACGGACUCGCAGUCCGUUCCCGACUUCCAGCGGCAGCGCGGAAGACCCCCGCGCUGCGGGCGGACGGUUGGAACGUGGCCUCCGCGUGGACCCUUGUGGUCCCCGCGGCGGAAACGGGCUGGGCCUGAGGGCCGGCGUUGUAGGCGAGUGUCAGGGUUCUGGUUGCAUUCCGGCUUCGCCCAGGCUUCUUUCUACCUGCACCCCCUUGUUUCUGGCUGAAUAGCUCCCGAUACCCACAUUCUUCCAGUCCAGGCCGUUGGAACCCAUGUGACCCAGGGCUCUGAUUUUGCCUUUAAGCAACUGUCAGAGGUUUAGUUUUGCUGCGUCUGGGGCAGUGGUUUCUGAUCUCCUUGACGAUGGACCCCAAGCAUAAAGACAAAGUGGAGAAUUAAGUCAGGUGCUCUCAAGGACCUUCUGGAGCCUUCCCAAAGUGUUUUUUAAGUACGACCAAGUAUCAUGGAAACAACAACAGGAAGACACUUAUCUAUAAAUCCUCUCUUGGGGACCACUUCCGUCUAGCAGAUCUUACCGCGGUCAUUGAACCCAGUGAACUCGUGGCUUUUCAUCGUUUUGACCUUUCAGCUACAUUCCAGGGUGUUGACACUGGUGUUUGAGGCAUCUCUUUAAUUUUGCCUACCCCAACCCCCUUGGCUUUUGGGAUUCAGAACUGGCUUUCCUCCUAUUUCUGCUGAUGCAUCUGUUCCCCUUGGAUUCCUUUCUCCAUUCCUUGGACUAUGCCCGUGAGUGCCCUAGGCUCCAUUCCAAGGCUUCAUUUUCUAUUGUUUUUCUCUUUGCUGAACUUCUGGCUUCAGUAACCACCUACGUUGAGUUGACCUGUGAGUUCCUAUCUCUGACCUUAGCUGAGAUCCAACCAGCAGUUACAUUCCACUUUUUGGUUAAUUUCAUCACACAGAAGCCACAGAGGCUCCUCAGUUUGUCCAAAAAGAACUCAUAGCUUCCUCCACACAUCUGGUCUUCAUUCAGCCGGAAUUCUGCAACUUGGCUAAAGGUGUGUUUGUGUUCCUUACACAAAGCCAGAAGUCUAGAAGUUAUCUUUGUAAGUCUUUAUUUCCUUCAUAUUGAAUCUAACCCAGUUCUUAUGUAGUGGAGAGAGAGAGAGAGAGAGAGAGAGAGAGAGAGAGAGAGAGAGAGAGAGAGAGAGAGAGAGAGAGAGAGAGAGAGAGAGAGAAAGAGCGAGCGCGCGAGCAAGCGCUGGAGUUCAGCAUAUCUGGGUUGCUUCCUGGGUCCACUACCUGUAUGACUUAAGACUUUGGAGAAGAUGCUUCUAGCCUGUCUAAAUCUUAAAUUUCCUGCCAUAUGUGGAUGGCACUGGUGUGGGUGCGAUAGUUUGGAGCAUAAAGUGGGAGUCAGCUUUGUGCUGUAUACGUGGUAGCUCACUGAUGUUAUUCACGUCUUUUAUGCUGAUCUUUAAUUCCUCGGCUACUUGUCAUCUCUGAAAUAGUCUUGCUGGUAACUAGGGCUGUUGUGCUCUUCCUGGCUCUCUGCCUGCUUACUGCAUAUCACAACAAAUAUGAUCUUAUCAAAAUUCAAAUAUGGCCAUGUUUGCCUUCCCUACAAUACUUAAAGCGUGUUGAUAGCUUAUAUUUGCUCAUGGGACAGAAAUCUGAGUACCUACAAUGCCCUUCCCUACUCUUUUUUUUUUUUUUUUUAAAGAUUUAUUUAUUUAUUAUAUGUAAGUACACUGUAGCUGUCUUCAGACACUCCAGAAGAGGGAGUCAGAUCUUGUUACGGAUGGUUGUGAGCCACCAUGUGGUUGCUGGGAUUUGAACUCUGGACCUUCGGAAGAGCAGUCGGGUGCUCUAACCCACUGAGCCAUCUCACCAGCCCCCUUCCCUACUCUUGGUCCUUGCUCCUGUUGUGGGCAUCUGAGUCGCACCGUGGUUUCAUGACUUUGACUGCCUUGUUCACUCUAAUCACUUUAGAUAGCUUUUGCUGUCACCGUGUUUUUCACUUUUAAGUCUUCAAAGCAUCUUGGCUCUCCUGUUUAGCCUUUUUCACAGGUAUCAACUAAGAGGUUUUUUUGGUCUGGUCUUUUAUGUAGGUCCCUUCUGUAUUAGAUUAUAGUGUAAGCUAGCACUUAGCAUAGUGGUGGUGCUCAUAAACUGUUCAUCUAUUGACUACACCAAUAAAUGAAGGUUUAAACUCAACUAUCUUUAACAUUUGCCACCUAGAAUUGUUUUUAUAGCUUUGUACUCAUUCCUAUAUGCUUUCAAAUGUAAAUGAAUGUGAAUUGUCCAAGCCUGAGUCCAUUUCCUUCUCCCCCCACCCUCUGGUCCUGCAUUUUUAGAAGAGACAAUUGAUCCUUCUGCCUCAGCGUCUAAAUGCUGGAAUUACAGACGUGCCACCACUCCUGGUUUCUGAGUCCUUGUAGGAAGGUGUUUUUGCCCAUGUUGUAGCAUUGGGAAGGAAGAAGACACAAACUGAAUUACACAAGUGAAUCAGAGCAUGUUUUCAUCUUUUCCACCAUGCUAGGGGUCACUUGAGUGCCGUCCAAACAGAGCACCACACUGAGCCUAGGGCCUAGGGUUUCUGGCCCUAGGGUGUCAAACUUACAGUUGUGGCUCUGAUUAUAAGAGCUGAAAGCUUUACCUUCUAAAACUAUCAUAGCAUAGCAUGGUGGCACACACGUGUAAGCCAAGCUACUGGGCUACUGGGCUACUGGGGAGGCUAAAGUAAAGAAGAUCACAAGUUUGAGCCAGCUUGGGUAACAACAACCACCCUCUGUCAAGGGCUGGGGCGAUGGAGUGAGUCUUUGGUGGUUUGUGAUGUUGCUGAAGAUUUAGUGGAAAAGCUGAGAAAGUUUCGUUUUCGAAAAGAAACCCACAAUGCUGCUAUUAUAAUGAAGAUUGACAAGGAUGAACGCCUGGUGGUGCUGGAUGAGGAGCUCGAGGGUGUCUCUCCAGAUGAACUUAAAGACGAACUACCCGAGCGGCAGCCUCGCUUCAUUGUGUAUAGUUAUAAAUACCAACAUGAUGAUGGCAGAGUCUCGUACCCGCUCUGCUUUAUUUUCUCCAGUCCUGUCGGGUGUAAGCCUGAGCAGCAGAUGAUGUACGCUGGGAGUAAGAACAAGCUAGUCCAGACUGCCGAGCUAACCAAGGUAUUUGAAAUAAGAAACACUGAAGAUCUAACUGAAGAAUGGUUACGUGAGAAACUUGGAUUUUUCCACUAAUGUGAACUUCUGUGUUUCUAAAGUAUUUAUGUAUUAACCUGACCAUACUGGAACCAGACAUAAAUAGUUAUUUAUGCCUAAAAAUGCACUGUUACUUACAGUUUGUUUCCUGCAGUAAAGAAAAAUUCUUCAUUUGUGCAGUUUGAACAAAGGGGAAAUCAUCUUCAUAGUAAUGAGACGUUGUGAAGUGUUCCUGCAUCUGUCAUUGUUAGGGGGACUACUUUUCUCCAGGGAUGCUUUGCACCCUUUUGACUAAUUUCUAUAAUUUAUGAUUCAGAAUUUGUAACUGUUUGCAGACACUAUAGGAAGGUGGGUAUUAGACUGUGAUAGACAACAGUUCCUCCUCUGACCACUCCUGGGUACUGGCAGUUUAUAAGUGCAAGUAGCAUUUUAUCACCUGUCACAUCAUUGCGGUUCAUUUGGGACUGAAGCGUAAGUGACCGAUUCUGAGCCUUGAGUAGAGAUGUAGUGGGACCUCUGUUGAACUCUCCGCCAGUUUUCCUCCUCUCUUGGGUUCCUGUAUCUUUGCAAUCAAGUGUAGAAUCUUCAUCAAUCACUCCUCCUUAAGGUCCGGAAGUUGAUUUUUAUGGUAGAGUUAGGAUUGUUAGGUUUUCUUCUUAUGGAGAAUAGCAUCUGAAUCUUAGAAACUGGGAGCUCUAUAAUCAAGGGCUUCGUUCUUGGUUAUGUCACUGGCAGGGAGCUUAGACUGUAGCUUGGUAACACUGCAAAGCACCUCCUAAUAUGUUAAUACUGUGCCUUUGAUUGGUCAGCUUUACCAUUAGCUUAAGACUGCUACACUGCCAGUGUUCUAGAUUUGGUGAAAUUAAUACUUUUUUAAAGGGUUCAAAUAAAACAAUUUUCUAAUAUAUAUAAUUAAAAUUUGUAAUAAACCAACUUGUUACUUUUAAAAUUCCAACUAUCUGCCCAAAGUUAUGAUAGUAGGUGAGAGUUAUAAUUUGGGGUAUAUUUGCUAUUAGUUUUGUGCCAUAUGUAAGCAUUAUUUAAACAUUGGCCACAAUUAAUAACAACACAUCAAUAGAUGUCAUACCUUUUAUCCUAAAUGUCAGAAGAAAUUCUAAUAUGAACUAAGCCAGUCACAGUUUGAUGACACCAUCAUCAGGAAGCAAGAUUUCUAAUCUACUUGGAAUUCUUAAGUUUCACUUAAGAAAACAAUGUAAGAAAUGCUGAAUAGUAAUUUGACUUAAAGAGACAAGUUAAGAGACUGUAGAGACGACCAAAUUCUUAUAUUAAGAAGGUAGUGAUUUUGAUUGGGCAUUGGUGGCACAUAACAUUUAAUCCUGGCAUUUGGGAGGCAGAGACAGGCAGAUCUCUGAGUUCAAGACCAGCCUGGUCUGCAGAAGCAAGUUCCAGGGUAACCAAGGCUAAACAGAUGAACACCCUGCUCCCCUAAAAAGAAAAAAAUAGCAAAACAUCUUUAUGUUGGCAUGUGUUCAUUGCAUAGUAUUUGUCUCAUUUAGGGCUUUGUGCCGGUUUUACUGGAGGGAAGAUAGCUGGAACUGUCACAGUAGAGUGGAGUGUGUUGUAUUCCCAACUGUGUGCUCACUAGCCUGUAUGUCAGGAAGCAAUUGCAAGUGCUAGAGGAGGUGAUCAUAUUGGUUCAUGAAUGGAAAAGUCCCUUUAUUUCAGUGUCCAGAGAGCAAGAAAACUUCAUCUAAGAAGUUUAGGACUUCAUUAUACAGGUAUUUUGGUAUGAGCUAGAGAAUAACUUGCUUAUAAUCCCACAGGAAUGCAGAUGAGACCCAAGUAAAGGGGGACUUUGAUGUCUCUGACUGAUGCACAUAAGGGUUCGUUUCACCUGGUUAUAGAAGCACGCUUUCAGAAGCAGUGCUACAAGUCUACGUUUUAAAUUCAGUUCUUUAUUUUGGCUUGCAUAUUUAAAUCAGUUUUUGAAAUUUCCAAGUCUUUCAUAGAGUGAAUGGCCCUGACCUGCCACACACAGGACUCUUAGUCUCUAGUUCAAGCAGCAACACCAGUGGUGAGCAGCUUUCCUUUUCAAGCUUGUCUGACUCUUACCUGUAGAUGGGUCGUUUGUAAGGUAGCACACUGAGUUGGGGCAUUAAUAGAACAUGGUUAUUCUGUCUGUCCUUAGACAAGUUUGUAAGUCCUGUGCCCUGCAGUGUUCAUGAAAUAUUUAUGUAAGUUUCCCUUUAGCUAAAAUUUACAGUAUUUUUCUUAUUCUUUUUCUGCUGUUCCGUAAAGAGUAUGUCCAGAUUUCAUAAUUCCAGGUUUUUUACACUCCAUGUCUUUCAGCAACAACCAUUCCCACUCAGCCUUAAUCUUAAUCUUUCCUUUUUGGAAGCCACUCUUCCCGGGAACCUUUUAAGCAAGCAUUGCUUUGGAAAUUUCUGAUCUUACUAAGUUGUGCAUAGCAUCUAAUGUCAGAACCGACUAGGAAUCACAAUGUAUAUGUCAUGUGGUUUUGGUGACAACAUGAGUGACACAUGAAGAGGGGUAUUCUCAGGUUACCGUGCUGCAAUUCCAAAAGGUCUGAGUUUUAAACAGUGAUUUGUUCUGGUAUUGACACAAUUAUGUUAGGAAAAAAGCUGGUUGACUGUUUUGUUUAAUUGACUUCUAAACUAUGUUUGAAUUGUCUGAGGAGUUUACUGGAUGCUUAGCGCAGUUAAACAUUCUCGUCCUGUGAGAGAAACAUUCUCUUGUAGGAGAGGUGUUGCAGAUUGUGAUUAUAAAAUAAUUUGUAGCAAAAAUAUGUGUUAGCAUUUUCCCUCCCUUUUUGUCUCCUAUUUUCAGGAGACAAACUUAGCCAUAAACUGAAUCCUGGUCUGACACUUCCACAAAUGGUUUCCAGUUAGAGGAGUUUAUUGCCAAAUUAAACUUGGCUCUUUUCCCACUUAGAUAGAAACUAAGAAAGCUGCACAUAAGAAAUGUUUGGACACUUGUAAAACUCAAGUGACUACAUUAAUCUGUAUGUAAACUAGUGAGCAGACACAUCCAUAAGAAUUGAAAUGCCAAUAUUUGGGAAGUAGAGAGUAACUUAUAUCCUAUCAGAUCUAUUGAGUGUUAAUAUGGUAGCACUCUGUAUUUGUUCUGUAGACUGAUAAUACUGGAAUCCAUAAAGUUUGAGCCUUUACAACUUAUGUAAAGAAAUGUUGCAAACAUUUCUGGAUGAGUCUUACUUUGUAUCUCCAGAAGAAUGUAGAUGUCUCCUAGGCCUCCUCGUGCUGAUGGUUCUGAGCUGAAUAUUUCUUGGUAGGCCAUGUGACACUUCAGAUCAGUGAUCCUACUCCUGUAAUGUUAGGACAAUUAUAUUACGCUUAUGAUAGAAACAGUUUCUUGCUUUUCGGAAUAUUAUUACUUGAAUACCACUUGAGAUCAUUAGCAUGCCAGGAAAAGUCCAUUGAUUUUGAUGGUCCAAUGUAAUCUCAUUCAGGAGGCUUGAAACAUUGGUGGUUUAGUCUUGUGAAUUUUAACAGUUCUCUGUCAUUGUUUAAGAAAACCAACAACUGGCACUACUUCUUAAGCUGUGGUUUCAGUCUCUGCUAGUUCAUACCGCAUGUUUAUUUUGGAGUCUUUUGGUAAGCAUGGUGCUUGUACUGGUUUAAAUAAAAUGCUAACAUGAAAGAA